GGACUGAAGAAGACGGACGGCUGGGGAGCACAGCAGCCCUGGGACUGUGAAUAAGACCGUAAACAGCUGUGUUUUUAUUUCUAAAACUUAGACCGGCAACUUUUAAACAAUAGUCUUCUGCGUUUUAGAUGUUUUCGUGUUUUUUUUAAAUGCUUUUUGGGGUUCUUGCUUGAUAUUUGCUGUGUAUUUUUCCCCCACUGCGCUCAUAAUGGCGAGCUCGGCUAACUCGAACCAAGUGCCUAAACUGUAUAGAUCGGUGAUGGAUGAUGUUAUUAAUGAAGUCCGUGAGCUUUUCCUGGAUGAGGGAGUGGAUGAACAGGUCCUAAUGGAGCUUAAAACGCUAUGGGAGAAUAAGUUGAUGCAGUCUAAGGCGGUGGAAGGUUUUCACACAGAGGAGCAGCAGCAGGCUCAACGGCAGGUCCAACAAACUCAGCAGACACAGCAACAAACCCAACCACAGCAAGUGCUCCUGCCCCCAGCACAGCAGGUUCCUCAGCAGCAGGUCAUUGUUCAGGAUCCCAAGCUUAUCCAGCACAUGAACGCAACUGGAAUGAGCGCAGCAGCCACAGCGGCAACAUUGGCAUUGCCCACAGGUGUAACACCAUUUCAGCAACUUAUCACCCCUCAGGGUCAGAUCCUGCAGGUGGUCCGAGCUGCCAAUGGGACUCAAUACAUCAUUCAACCUCAACAGCAGAUGUUGUUGCAGCCGCAGGUCCUGCCACAGAUGCAGCCUGGAGGAGUGCAGGCCCCUGUCAUACAGCAGGUGUUAACACCUCUUCAGGGGGGCAUUCCUCAGCAGGGUGGAGUUAUCAUUCAACCACAGCAUAUUGUUCUCACAGGAAAUAAAGUCCAGCAGAACACUCAGGUCAUGCAGGCAGCGGCCAUGACUGCACAGCCCGGACAGGGAGCUGCACAAGUGCAGGCUCAAGCGCAGCCCGCACAACAGGAACGGCAACAACAGGCUGCCCAACCUACCAUGAUAUCCCAGGUGGAUGGUACAGGAGACACAUCCUCAGAAGAAGAUGAUGAGGAGGAUGAGUAUGAUGAGGACGAUGAUGAAGAUAAGGAGAAAGAUGGUGGAGAGGAUGGACAGGUGGAGGAGGAGCCAUUAAACAGUGGAGAUGAUGUUAGCGACGGAGAAGACCAAGAGCUGUUCGACACCGAGAAUGUGGUUGUUUGCCAGUAUGACAAGAUUCACAGAAGUAAGAACAAAUGGAAAUUUCACCUGAAAGAUGGAAUAAUGAAUCUGAAUGGACGGGAUUACGUGUUCUCCAAAGCCAUUGGCGAUGCAGAGUGGUAAAGGGCAAAGAUCAAAACCCAAAACUGUCCACUGUCAAGGCAAGACACAUCGAGACCUGAAACUGUACAUUUCAAGUGAAAUCUUCUCUGAUCGGCAACUGAAGUGUCUCAAUGCUACUGUGCUGUUUGAAUGAUAUCUGCACAAAAUUAUGUGCCAUACAAUUGUUAUUUUUUUAAGAUGUCCCUUUCUCUCACUGGAGUCCUUAGCCUUUUAUUUACAAAAAUAAUAUUUUCCCCCUCAGAUGUAUGAAAGUGUAUUUGGUGCAGGGAGCCAAUUGUAGCGCCUAGCGCUAACCGAAAGGUCAUUUCUGGUGUGUUAGGAUGGCCUUUUUAAUGCAGUUUUAAGUGUUUGUUGGUGAUUUCCGUAGCAAAGUCAAUUUAAAGCAUUUUGUCCAAUGUCGAGACCUUUCAACCCAUACAAACACUAAUGCAACCAAGAACUGUGUACCAGUUGUUUUCUUUGAAAUUUGCUGUGUUUUUAGACCUUUGUGUGUUUAACGGCAGAGAUACCAAUGAACAGACAAGAUAAGUGUAAUGUUAAUUCCACUGAAUGUGUUCUUGUGUCUAGGAUUAUAUUUUCUAACUACUCUGGUUAAAGAUCCGCUCCGUGUAUAUGGUGCAGGUUUGGGCCGUGAAUCGCAGAUCUUGUAUUCUUCUAAAUCCUGUGUGUAUGUGCUUGCGUGCAGUUACUGCAUUAGAUGUUGAUGAAGCGCUCGGUCAGGCUUCCCACUUUAAUUAUGGUCAGGUUUAUUUUACACAUUUGUUGAUCGUAUUUAUUCCUGAAGCUCAGGCAGCGUCAUGUUUUGGGGGAUGAAACCGAACUGUGCUCUUAUGAAAGAAGUGCUCCUUUCAAGUCUGCUGGGGAGGAUUUCAGCAUUGCAAAUAUUCCCACCCCCUCCAUAAGAAGUGUGUUUAGUCUGAGCUUUAAUCCUUUCCCUUACAGUCAGAUUUUUUCUUCCUGUUUGUGUGUCCAUAUGUUCAACAAUUCAGAGUGCUGUUAUUCUGAAAGAAUUCUAAAUGUUGAUACUAAAAUUGUUUUAGUUCUGAACAGCUUGUCUUUUUGGCUCCGUGUCAGUUUGGAAACAUUUUAGUGUUGUUAAUUUUUUAUGCUCCUUUGUUUUUGUGCCUUUCAGAUUUAUUUUAGACAGCAGGUCUUAAAAGUCCUCUUUGUCUGAAAAGAGGAGAGCGUUUUUAACAAAUCCUAUGGAGUGUAAAUUUCACUUUGCUUUUUUAUGCAGCUUACCAGUACUUCUGAACUACUGUCUGGGUUAUGUGAGGGAAUUUACUGUGUUCAUGGCUUCAUAUACUGUUUUACCAAAAUGUUCUGUCACUGAUUCGCAUCUCUAUGAAGGCUGUUUUAUCUAAGUAGAGAUCUUUAGCCGUUUUAAAUCCAUUAAAGAUUUUUUUUGCCUUUGCUGAAUUUUAUUAAAGCACUAUUAAAAUUUGACUUAUUCUUGA
Messenger RNA from Triplophysa rosa, 2757 nucleotides. It is a transcript of the gene gtf2a1, whose product is annotated as general transcription factor IIA, 1. Gene Ontology annotation, cellular component: transcription factor TFIIA complex. Bases 209 to 1300 code for a protein of 363 amino acids. NCBI's taxonomy places the organism in Eukaryota, Metazoa, Chordata, Actinopteri, Cypriniformes, Nemacheilidae. The record is from RefSeq and is a predicted model, not a curated record. The transcript has 10 exons. Gene Ontology annotation, biological process: transcription initiation at RNA polymerase II promoter; transcription by RNA polymerase II.